Molecule: messenger RNA, 2913 nt
Organism: Neospora caninum
Lineage: Eukaryota; Apicomplexa; Conoidasida; Eucoccidiorida; Sarcocystidae
Exons: 1
Coding region: 1-2913 (970 amino acids)
Source: RefSeq, a predicted model, not a curated record
AUGCAAGGUCAACGACGUGGACCUCUGACAGGCGUAACUGCCAGAGGUCACGCUGCACACACGGCCUCCUCACACAGCAAACUGAGAGGACCCAAGGAUGAAAAUGCCGACAAAGAGGCAUCGAAGACGACGUGUGCAGCGUGUGGACGGUAUAUAGAGUCCGGGCAAAGGUUCAUAGAACUGUCGGUCACAUUACCAAACGCAUCAGCGUCCAACCACGCUGCUUCGCAGCAGCGUCAGGCAAGAGAGAGCCGUGGUUCUGGCACGAAGAGUUCGUCUUCGCGUGGAAUAACAGUUAAGGCUCACUUCCACUUGAGCUGUUUGCGGUGCACCGAGUGCGGAAAAUCGCUGCCGAAUCCGGCAGGAGAUGCCACAACAUCGAGCGAUAACCCAAUUGUUCUAUGCAGCGAAUCUGCAAUCGAGGCACUGACUGGGACGCAGACAGGUCCGACCUCCAACGACAGGAGCCUUCAAUCCGAAAGUGCGGCUGUGAAGAGGGCUUCCCUCCAGAGAAAUCCAGCUGCGCGUGGUGCCCUUCUUCAGUAUUUUGUGGCUCACGCCAAGUGUAAAGAACGCCCUUGUGCUGUGUGUCACCGUCCAAUAUCCCUUAAUGAGCCCAAGGUUGCUCUGCCGAUCGAUAUUCUGGGAGAGGGGGAAAAAGGGGAUGAGACAAAGCACAAUCGCCAAUCGCGGAGCCGGGUAGAGAAAGGCAGUGGGAAAUCAGGAGGAGUCCGUCGCUUUCCAAGUGGGUCUACGACAGACGAAGCCACUGCCUAUCAGCAUGUCGCCUGCACAAGAUGCAGUUCUUGUGGCAAAGGCUUCGACCCCGACAAUAACUCGAAACAUUUGAUUAUUUUUGAUCAGCAGCGACACCCCUACCAUCCGGAAUGUCUCGCCUGUUGUUGCUGUCAUAGGCCCCUUAUUGGCACUUACGAAGUUCAUGAAUUCUUCGGAAAGCCAGAUACGUGUGAAAUGCUCCUGUAUGGCUCUAGUGAACUUCCCCUACCUGCUGGACUCCCAGCGGCAGUUGCAGGAGGGUGGCCGACCGGUAGUUUUGGUGUGGAAAGAGGGCAGAACACAAAACUUAAUUAUGGUGCGGCACCAGUCAAGGACUCCGGAAAUCGAGUAACAGCCAAAUACGGGGGUUUAUGUUGCAGUUGGUGCUCGUUACGCGUCCCACGAUGCGUGUGCUGCGAAAGACGAUGCGCAGUGUAUACGAAUGAGAACAACGAGCAGGUCUUGCCUCGUGUGAUCAGCCAGACGGCUAUUGCAGCCGCGAAGAUGGCGGCAGAUAUUUCUCUCGGGAAGAAACUGCCGCCAACAUUUGGUCAGGCUGAACGUGCAGCUGACUCAGUUACACAGAGAGCUGCUGGCGUAACAGCCGGCUCAACGGCUUCGACAGAUUUGCUCGGAGAGGUGAAGGGAGUUGUGUGCGGGCAGUGUGCGAGUUUGCCAAAGGUUACUACGGAGCCUGAAUUAAGGGCCACUUCCUCUUGGCUGCAGCGCGUAUUCUGCCAGGCUGGCAUUGCAUUCAGUCAUGAUAUGAUUCAGUUGCAGAAGUUGAUUAGGACGAUAAAUGAAGAGGAAGUUAAAAAGAAAGGCAGAAGGAAUAAAGAUGAGGAUGCCCAGCGUGCCGGCAGCGUAGCGGCUUCAAAGAUGCCCACUCGUAAGGUCACUCCGAGCCACAUGGGCACUGCUGUACUGCAGAAAAAGAUAGGCUCCAGCGCUUCCGGUGUCGUAACGUGGAUCGAUGACCUCGGGGUCCCAAUAGAGCUUGUAGAUUUCUCAGCCCUGAACUCAGAGGUACCUCCGUCUUCCGGGAGAAGGUGGAUGUCCCGGACAUCUUCCAAUCUGGCUGCAUCAACGAUGAAGCCAGGUAUGCGACGGAAUGUUACUGCAGUCCACGGAUCUCCCGCCAGAGGCUCGUCCAUGGCGAAUCGGCGCCUGCCUUCUUCAACCCCAGGCAGCGUGCCCGGCCGGUCGAUCAACGCGGCAGACAUACCGUUUGCUCGCAUUUUGUUUGGUAGGUGUCAUGUGCAAGUCCUUACAAUGAAGGUAGCAGGUGCCGUUGCUGCGCAGUUCGAUGAAGAGGUGAAGGCACGGUCCCGACUGAGUGCGGCGGGACUGGCGGCUCGGAACGCAGGUCGUUCGGGUGUAUCACAGGUGCUGUCAGGAGUGGAACGUAGAGAAACGGAAGUGGCAAGCUCCGCCAGUGAUCGGAGUGACAUGAAAAUCAGGCGCCAGUCGACGUUGGUCGGGCAGCAUGUUCUUGAUGUAGCUGCUGCGUAUGCAGCUGCGCUAGACGGGGACAUGCAGUCGCCAGGGAACCCGGCUGAAAGAGGCAAGCGUGUGCAAAAAGAGCAAAUGAAUGACAGUGACCGAUCGCGGCCGGGGCAUGAUGCAGUUGUUGCAGCAGGCGCACUUCUACGGGACGGGUCCUUUGCCGGAGGUUUAUUAAGAACAAAAAGUGGCAUUCAUACUCAAGGGUUGAGUGUUCUGCUUGUCGAAAGAAUUUGUGUCGUUGGGUCUGUCCCCCGAGUGAUGGUUGUGCAACAUAUGGGUCACGAAUGGCUGCACGCCUAUCUCGCCUGCAAGCAAAAAACAAUUAAGGAUACCGCCGUGGAAGAAGGGGCGUGUAACGUGGCUGCCACGGAGGCGCUGUUGAGAUUUGGUGCGGAACUACACUUGAAGAUCCAACAAGAAAAUGAAGACAACACGCCUGUUUCUGAGAGGACGAAGGGAAGUGACUUGAGUGGAUCGCAGUACGAGAUGCUGAUAUUGAGGUUCAGAAUUUGGAAGAUGAAGCAAAGCAAAGAUCCUGUGUAUGGGGCAGGUUACAGAACCUGUUUAAACGUCGUGAGUUCUGGAAACCUCUCUUUCGCAGAUUUCGUCAGGUGGUUGUUGAAAAAAUGA